AUGUGACCUCUCGAAUCACAACUCAUCUUCAAUGAGACCAGGAUCAAAGCCGCUCUCUUUUCGAGUUCAUGCUCCAGAUGUGUCUCGCUCUGGGAAUGCUUUGACAGCAUUUGCCUCGAUCUGGUCGCUCCUCUUGCUGUUGCGUGCGCAACGGCUCUGCUCUCACGUAUAUGGACGGACAGGAAAAGAAUGGAGAUCAUGCUGAAGGGUAACUUUGUUGGUCUUUCACAAUCAUGCUAUCUUUCAGGAGAAACAUGAUCUCACAGACCUAAGAACGCGUGAAAUGUUACUGAUCAGGGAGCUUUCGCUGCGUUAUUUUAUGACGGUAUGAGGAUGGACAGUCUCGAGCUUUGUGCCCACUCUUUGCGGCACAGUCGAGCAUAAAGUUAAUGUCAAUUGUUAGUUGUGAAGUGGGCACAUAUGUGGGCGCGAAGGUUGUUACGCCCCUCUCUGAUUAUCUGACAAAUGAUCAUGAAGACAGCCAAAGAAAUAGCGAUGGAAAAACCACUUCGUCGUGAUCACGAAUCAUCGAAAUCAUUCACGGUUCGGAGAGUCAUUGCGACAUUCCUUGGCGCGGUAUUCUACCUCCUAUGCAACGGCUUGAAAAACCUCCUCCGCUAUCGUGGAGACUGCAUCGAUGGUAAGGCCUCCGCUUCGGAUGCGUCCUGCCGAAACAAGAUCUUCACCAUCACGCUCGCGCAUAUUCUCUUUGCCAUUGCCGGCUACAUAUAUGGUGGCCACUGGGACCGGGAGCGCAGCAAGAAUCCGGAGACACGCCGACGUGAGGCAGCACGGGUGGAUGAAGGGAUGCGACGGUUUGAUGUCGUGAUGAAAGAUACCAGCCGACUCGGCUUGCGGUUGACCGGGGCCGUGUUGGCGGCGGCCAUCUUCCAUGCGUUCGGAUCGGGAAGUUCGGAGUUGGAAAGGUACAUCGAUCUGUGUUCCGGUGAACUCUGGGACGCAUCGCCGGAGUGCUACGUUUCGUUCGCGGGAAUCAUUGUAUCUUAUCCGUUCUUUGGGCUUGUGGGUUUUCUCGCGGCAGUGACUUGGGAGCUUUGUCAGGGAAUCGUUCCGCGACGACGCGAAUAGAGGAAUAUUUAGAUUAAGCAAGCGUCGCCCAUCAAUCACAUUUGAGGGAGACCGUGAUACUAGGCGAAAUGGUCAUGGCCGU
Dissoconium aciculare CBS 342.82 is the source of this 1171-nucleotide messenger RNA. RefSeq lists its product as uncharacterized. Bases 466 to 1089 code for a protein of 207 amino acids. The record is from RefSeq and is a predicted model, not a curated record. Lineage: Eukaryota; Fungi; Ascomycota; Dothideomycetes; Mycosphaerellales; Dissoconiaceae. The transcript has a single exon.